CCAGCCUAGGCAGAAGGGGAUAGUCAUCGGUGGGAAUAGGACGGGUGCGUUCGGUGAAGAGGUGCCUGUAUGUAAUACUGUUGUGCGUGGGAAAGCCAAGGAAAAGCAGGUCAAUCCUGAGGAGGCUGGAACAGUGGAGGCGGGCAAUGUGGACACAGCCCACGCGAAGAAAGCCAGUCUGGCUUUGCGAUCACCGUUCAACGAGCGGGCUGUUAAACUAACAGCAAAGGCCAACCUCAAUGACACGGAACUUUACUACUGGGUCCUUUGCACAGCGGAGACGCAUCCGUCAAUCAGGGAUGCGAUUGUGUACGAUGACCAUUUUAAGUAAACCGAGCUGAGUGAGUUCCUUUCGUUAGCACCGUUCAAAGCAGUAAGCCCCGGCAUUGUAGACACAUGGAGCUCUUACUUGAAUAACAUGGAGAAACUGAAGGCGCCAGAAACGGUUUCAAGAAUAUUUUCCUCCACAAGGCCAUGCACACAGCCAGUGGUAGACACACCCACAAGAUGGGAUGAUGAGAGGCAAUUUGCUUCUUUCUGGACCAUCUUUUUCGAGGAAGCACUUGGAGCAGGAUACAACAAGUUGGAUAAGCUCGAAAUGUUACUCUUCCCCAUCUGGGGUGAACGACAUCAGUAUGUGGUCUGUUUUGAUGUCCCGGAUGGAAAGAUGAAUAUAAUAGACCAUAGCCUUGCUGAAUCUCAUGCAUCGUUCAGCUACAAAUAUGGAAACACACCCUCUCUGCUGAGGAAGUUCAUGGGUGCUGCACUGGACAAAUGCAAAGAAACGAAAUUGUCCGAUCUCGUACGAAGCUGGACUACUAAUGUGGUCACAAUGCCAUGGAGGAACAACGUGGUUACAAUGGAGAACGGUGUGUAUGUCAUGCGCCACAUGGAAACGUACUUCGGGGAGAAAGAAAAGGAUUGGGAUUGCGGGCUGAGUGCAAAAUGAACAAAAGGCUUAGAGAUGUGUAGAAUCAAGAUUGCACGGACGCUCCUUACCUGUGCGCACAACACCCGAGGUGCUGCAAACCAAUCUAAAGCGACAAAGUAUUGGAGGGAGAGACCUGCAAAGUUCAAUUUCGAGCAGUGGGUCGA
This is a messenger RNA of Salvia splendens (bonfire salvia), 1095 nucleotides long. RefSeq lists its product as uncharacterized. NCBI's taxonomy places the organism in Eukaryota, Viridiplantae, Streptophyta, Magnoliopsida, Lamiales, Lamiaceae. The record is from RefSeq and is a predicted model, not a curated record. Bases 419 to 949 code for a protein of 176 amino acids. The transcript is spliced from 6 exons.